AUGGUCCGACUCUCCAACGGGGUGACAGACGAGGCUUUGUUAAAGACGUAUAGAAUAGGUUCGCUCAAUCCUACCAAGUGGGAAGAUGUGGACCAUGAAGGAUCGGAUUCGGUUGCCGCAGCUAUUGUAGACUCUGGAAAUCCUGAAAAUGACAAUUUGGAUGCUCUGGGUUUAGGAACACAAGUCGAUAUUACUCGUAUGAGUAUGGGAGACAAGGCCGCGGUGCUCCUUUCUUCCAAGUCGUUUGAUCCCAAGGCAUAUCUAACUGCCGUCUAUCCCGGAGCCACAUAUCAGGAUCUGAAUACUGGGAUCAACUCACUUCGACGUGCAAUUGAUGCGCGUAGCGAGGCUGUUCGUAUUCUCGUCGAAGAAAACUUUGACCGAUUCGUGGCCGUCAAGGCAUCAACCGAUGCACUCUACCAAGAUAUGAAGGACGGCCUCUUGGCAGAGGACUCGGAGUUUGCCACGAAGAAGCUGAAAGAGCAUCUGAAGAAUGCGACGACCAAAGCCGACACUGUGUUCCUACCUGUCCUGGAGAAUGCUGAAAAGGCCGCAAAGCUUCGCUCAACACUGGGUGUCUUUGAGAGGUCCAAGUUCUUUUUCAACCUACCCGGGUCUCUCUCAGAGUCCAUUCAAGCCGGUCGCUUCGACGCGGCAUUACGCGAUUACAAGAAAGGGAAAUACCUCCUCGAGUCGCGUCCUGGACAAUUGCUUCCUUCGGCACCUGGUAGUAAUACAGAUAUUCAGCAGAAGCGCAUAUUUGACAAAGUCUGGAGUGCCGUCGAAAAGGUCAUGGAUCAAAUGAAGACUACACUCCUCAAUCGACUGAAAGAGCCUUCUCGCUCGUUGGAAGAACACGAGAAGACAAUCGAUAUCCUUCUAGAGUUAAGCACGUCGGAUAAGCCGAUUUGGGUCUAUUUCGAUAGUCAACACAAGCAUAUACUGCAGCGGGUCAAGACUGUAUACGACACGGCCUUGGCUAAAGUCACUGAACAGCGAUCGCAGCAGUUGCAGGAUGCCGACAAGGCAGAGCGGAUAGCAAUGUCUCUUGCAACCAACAUCAACUCGCUUGAUGGGCUAAAUACUGAAGCAACUCUUGCGAAAGGAGUAGGUCACGAAGUAUGGCAAAGCACACUGGACCUUGUCAAGAGUCUCUCAGAAGUCAUCCUUUCCACUGUUCCCAACUUUUGGAAGAUUGCAAGGAGCUAUAUGGAGGGUAAAUACAAAAAGCAAGGUAUUCAGCCUUCGGGAAGAAGCCCAUCGCAAUGCCGCACAAUGAUUCUGGACAUGAUACGGUCCUACGUCGCUCAUCUAUCGGAAUUCUUCUCCUUGUCCGAUAUGGCAGCCUCUGCCGCAAAUCCAAAGAAUGCGCCAUUACCCAAGUUUCUCCCAACUGGCACUGACUCUUUGACGACAAGUCAUCACCUUAUUCGGAUAUUGGGUGAAAUCACGGAAUGUAUCAACGAACUCCUCUCCAUGGACGUUUCUGGAGAUACGAACUCGGGACUGCGUGCCCUUUUGGAAACUGCGACUUGGAAAUUUGAGGAAACUUUAUGUGCAACGUGGUUGAGAGAUUCUCGUUUAUUCUUCUACCUGGAAACAUGGGAGCAAAGACCAGAGGACCGUUCGACCACCCUCUACCUCGGGAGAAUGCACGAGUAUCAGAAGUACAUCACGACCGCCGCCUACAAGAUAGCAAGUGGCGUGACUGAUUCGACUACAACCAAGCAACGGCAGAUUCCACAAGAGUUUUCGAACAAGAUUACCAAGUCGUUCCUCGACUCCCUUUAUUCGUUCUUGGACGGACUGGUUCAUCUUGCAUCAGAUGAUUCGCCCAUAGCUCAGGGGUUGAAGAUACAAGUCCUUAUCGAGGAGACGACGGGUGCUCGACCGGCUUUUGAUCUCCGGCAAAAUAACACGCGGUUGCUAUUGGUCAUCUCGAACUUGGCACAUUUGAACAAGGUUCUCAUCCCAGCUAUGCUCACCCAAAUCCAGUCCUCAUUCGGUAUCUCCAUGGAAGAAGCCCGUCGGACGUUGAACGAAGUAGUCCGAGGUGUUGAUCGUACAUUGUUCGAGGAUUAUAUCAAGCCCAAGGCAAGGGUGCUCACUGGGCUUAUUCGAAAGGGAGUCAUUGAGAGCGAGAUUGACUGGUUCAACAUACCGAGGCCGACGGAGGUCCGACAUUAUAUCUAUGAGAUACUGAUGUAUCUCGUCUCCGUGCAUGCAGAGGUCAGCUCCACGGCAAACAGUCUUUUGGAGCGCGCAUUAUCAGCACUGAUAACGGAAACUGUCGAUGAGGCACUGGAAUGCUUCCGUCAAGUCAAGCGGUUCGGGAUGGGUGGCAUGCUACUUGCAAGUGGAUUUCUCUUUCUGAAAUAUUUGCUGAUAUUUGUUCAGGCCACACUCGAGAUUGAGUUUAUGCAUCAAACUGUGGUACUUUACGUCAACGAGACGUCUAACCGGACGCUCACGGAGAUUUAUACCACCAUCUCGAAAGCAUACGUACGUCGACCUGGAGCAGACGAAAAUCUUCAACGCGAGCUCGAAGGUGUCAAAGAGACGCUGAAGAAUACGCGGCGGAUCACGGCUUUGGAAUUCAAAUGCUUUAGGAAACCAAAAGACAAGUCAUCACGACCGAGUGUUGGAGAUAGAGACUCGAGAGAAUAG
Serendipita indica DSM 11827 is the source of this 2667-nucleotide messenger RNA. Lineage: Eukaryota; Fungi; Basidiomycota; Agaricomycetes; Sebacinales; Serendipitaceae. The record is from the annotation of a GenBank genome assembly.